Molecule: messenger RNA, 732 nt
Organism: Balaenoptera ricei (Rice's whale)
Lineage: Eukaryota; Metazoa; Chordata; Mammalia; Artiodactyla; Balaenopteridae
Gene: AIM2
Product: absent in melanoma 2
Biological process (GO): cellular response to interferon-beta; activation of innate immune response
Cellular component (GO): AIM2 inflammasome complex
Molecular function (GO): double-stranded DNA binding
Source: RefSeq, a predicted model, not a curated record
AUGAUGCGGAAAACAGGAAAAUUCAUAACCAGGGAUAUAGGACAGAAAUACAAAUGGAAAAAAGGAGCAAAGCUAGUGAAAGAGAGAAGUCAAGCUGAAGUGAUUCCUGUUGUUUCUGCAGCUCCCAGAAAUGAUGAUGAACAUGCCCCACUGGAAGUCUCUCCUCAUAUUAGGCAUGAUGGGCAACCUGAGUGGAAAAAGAUGGUGGCCUAGCAGGAAUCCAUCAGGCAAAGCAUUGCAGAAAGGCCUGUGACAGUCAUGGUGCUGAAAGCAAUGAAGCCUUUUGAAUUUGAGACCCAAGAAGGAAAACAAUAGAUGUUUCACACUGCAGUGGCUAUGGAGAGUGCGUUCUUUUAUGUAAAAGUUUUCAAUAAAUAGCUGAAGGAUAACUUCACUCCAAAAAAAAUUAUGAUAUCAAAAUAUUAUGGCAGUUGUUUCCUGGAAGCAAAUAGUGCCUCCCUUGUGUGUGAUGUCGAAUCUGACCAACAGAUCAGUGUCCCACAGCACAUUAUCGGAAAACCUGGUGAAACCCCAAAGAGUAAGCUUCAAACUCAGCCACAUAAAACAAUUGUGAAUAGGCUGUUUGUAGUCCAGAAGGAUAUAACUCUGGUCAAGAAUGAACAGGUUGAUGCUCCACCAGAAUUGGUGCUCUAUAGGGCUAACGCCCAAGCUGAGGCCUUCCAAAGCAGAUGGCCGUGUUCACACUCACUGCAAGUUUAUCUCAUGAUGUAA